AUGGAGAAGUAUCCGUAUAUAUUAGUUCGAGGGAACCAUCUCAUAGUUGAAGUCACGACUCGAAAAGACAAUACAGUAAGCGAGAACACUCUUAAAGGCGCAUUCCAGUUGGAGCAGAAUGUUCCUAUUGGUCUCUUCGCUAAGAGACGAGCUCUUGAGCGUAGGCAGGAAGAUAACGAUUUCGUUUACGAACUGGUAGCAGAUUGGGAGGGUGAAGUAUACGAUUUAAAAUGGAACGAAGGACGUCGAUCUCGUCCAGUCACGCCCAUAGAUAUGGAUUUGGACAACGGAGACAAAAUUGAAAAGAUUAUGAGACUAUGGGAAGACAGAGUCUUUAUGAUUACUGGAAUGAAAGGCUCACAAGGCUCCGGAGUUUUACUCUCAGAUCAACACAUACUGACCGCGGCUCAUUUGUCAUUCAAGUUGGGUGACAUGUAUAACAUCAGAGGAACAGAAGACCGAUCUUUCACUGCAAUUUGCAAUUUUAUCUGUAUUGAUAAUGAUUUUGCCAUAUUGAAGUCUACGACUUUGCCUGAAGUGAACACGCCUGUCGAACAACUCAAUCACGGGAGAAAAUACGUUACGAUGGGUUAUCCCAAUGGCAGUACAAAUUCAAGACCAUCUGUCUCAGAAGGAAUUAUAGAAGGGUUCAUGAAUGAUAACGUCCACUUGAUUGGGUCUCCCGGUUCUAAAAGAGGUUACUCUGGAGCACCCGUUUUCAGCACUUCCGGAUAUUUAUCCGGUAUAGUUCUCGGGGGCACAUCCGGAUUACAUUAUGAGACUACGUUUCGUGAGUGUAUGGAAUCUUCUGCAGAACAGAAGUAUACUCGUAUCUUGGGGAUUCCCAUAAUAAUCAAUGUAUAUAGAGACGGUUCAAUUUAG
This is a messenger RNA of Auanema sp. JU1783, 882 nucleotides long. The record is from the annotation of a GenBank genome assembly. Lineage: Eukaryota; Metazoa; Nematoda; Chromadorea; Rhabditida; Rhabditidae.